This is a messenger RNA of Neltuma alba, 544 nucleotides long. Its product is annotated as TMV resistance protein N-like. The record is from RefSeq and is a predicted model, not a curated record. Bases 125 to 544 code for a protein of 139 amino acids. The transcript is spliced from 2 exons. NCBI's taxonomy places the organism in Eukaryota, Viridiplantae, Streptophyta, Magnoliopsida, Fabales, Fabaceae.
UCGGACAUAUUCUUUACUCAAGAAAUAAUUUGUCUCAACAAGUUUUCCCAUAUUUUAUGAUGUAAAUCCAUCUGAUGCACGGCAUCAAAGAGAAAGUUUUGCCAAAGCUUUUGAUGGGCAUCAAAUGCUUCAAAGGGACAAGGAGGUCAUGGAAAGUUGGAGAGAUUCUCUCAGGAAGGUUUCGGACUUAUCUGGUUGGGAUUGCAAUAAGAAUCGGUCUGAAGUAGAACUUGUUGACACAGUGGUUGAGGAGCUGUGGACCAAAUUACAUCUUAGACUACCACCUUAUACUGAAGGACUCAUUGGAAUUGACAAUAAAGUGAAACAACUAGCGCCACUAUUGGAGAUAGGUUCGAAUGAUGUUCGGUUUCUAGGAAUAUGGGGUUUAGGGGUGUUGGGAAGACAACAAUUGCUAGGGCUGUUUUUGAGAAAUAUCAUAGCCAAUUUGAUAUUAGUUGCUUUCUUCACAAUGUUAGGACAGCUUCAGAAAGAGAUGGUGGCGAGGUUCAAUUACAAAGUUUAUUUCUUUCAAAUCUCAAAAUAA